Molecule: messenger RNA, 3989 nt
Organism: Mytilus trossulus (common blue mussel)
Lineage: Eukaryota; Metazoa; Mollusca; Bivalvia; Mytilida; Mytilidae
Product: cingulin-like
Exons: 31
Coding region: 82-3711 (1209 amino acids)
Source: RefSeq, a predicted model, not a curated record
GUUUUUUAUAAGACAAUUAUUUAUGACGUCGAGCCAUCACGUGUAACCAAGGAAGUCUCUUUUUUGAGAAUAUGGGCUGAUAUGGUCAUGAAAAACUCAAAGCAAACCUAUAUAAAACGAAGAAGACCAACGAAAGGAUGGAGAAAACGUGUGAGAUUUGCUGAUGAAAAGAAAACUCCGGAUUCUGAAAGGUCUAAUGAGACACCAGAAGCUGAUGGAAAAUCAUCUUCAAAAUGGAAAAGAAUACAGAAAAAAGUCAAAUCAGCUAAGCCUCCAGACACUUCUCAGCCCUCAAAGCCAAAUUUUUCUUCAAUAAUAGACAAUGCCAUUGCUAAUGCACCAACAUUUAAAAAGAAAAGCAAAUGGAGAACAGAUGCCCUAAAGAAAUUAAGAAAACCACCAAAGAAAACAGUAAUUUUACUACAGCCACUUUCUCCUUCACCAAGAUAUCAGACAGGUCCUACUGUAAUUAAACGACCUUGGCCUUUAGGGCAGACGACACCAUCACCUUCAUCAUCUGUAAAGUUGCCUUUAAUCAAGAAAUUGUUGGAGGGAAAAUCACAAUAUACGGAGUAUAAGGAUAUUAUACCUGUUCAAAGUCUGAAGAAUAAUAAUCAAAACAUGCAAGCGGUAGAAAAAGAAGAAAAGGUUUUUGAUCUGCACACAGGGAUGUCAUGGCCAGGAUUGAAGAAUAACGAAAUAGAGGAUGACGGUCUGUCCACAUAUUCAUAUUCUGAUGAAAGAAUACAUGGCUUAAAAUGUGGAUCUGAAACUUCUCUGAUUAACCCUGGAGUAAUGGGUGUUCUAGAGCGUUUGAAGGAGUUCAAGGGUACUAGAUUACAGUCAGAUCUUCAUCAUGAAUUACAAGAAAUUCGUCGCAGAGUCAAUCAGGCUCUGAAGAAUGUGGAUUUUAUGUUUGAAGAUAUAGACGAUAAGAAAGACGAAACCAAGUUUCCAUCCAUAGUUGAAGAUAUACAAAGUCGUGAGCUUGAACGUCAGAAAGAGGUCAAUGAACUUAUCUCUGGAAUGGUAGAAGGGUCGGCCAUUACACAAGGACUCUUAGCCGAUGUGGAUGAAUGGUUUCAGGAAGUCCAAAGCAUGGCACUGGAUAAAGGUAUGGAUGCAGAAUUUGAAAAAUUUGUCAAAUCAACUGACGUCACUAAGAUUGAUGUUAUGAAAUCUUUGACAGAGUUUGGUGAUGCCAGUAAAAAGAUGGUUAAACUAGGUAACAGAGUCUUGAAAGAAGCUGGUAAUAUAAUAAAAGAGAAUGAAACUGAGGCAAAGAAAAUGAAGUUGAAAGCAAAAGAAAAAAUAAUCAUUUAUGAUGAACAUGAGUUAAUGCAUGAUGCAGCAAAAUGGGACAGAGCAGUGAAGAUGAUUAUAAAUACAUUUGAAGAUGCUUUGAAAUCUACCAGGAAUGCUGCUUAUAAGUCAACAUACACAAAAGCACAGAAACAGUUCAGAAACUUAGCUUCAGCUAUGUCUAAAAAGAUCCAGGAUUUGAAUGCAAAACAGAGGGAAAUCAACGAUUUAAAAAAGAAACUAUUGGAUUCCAAAGCAGCUGUAGAGAAGAAGCACCAAGAAGUUGAAGAACUGAAGAAAAAUAUCCGAAGAAUGUCAAGAGAAGUGGAAGAAAAAUCUAGGUUAAUUGAAUCGCAAGAAAAAAGAAAUCAAGAAUUGACAAAGAAACUGAUGGGUGCUGAACAGAAAACAAAGGGCAUGGAGAAAGAAAUACUGGACAAAGAAAUGUCUGCUAAACAAGAAUUAUUGAAGAAGGAAGCAGAACUGGCUUUGGCUAAGGCAGCUGAACCACCUCCUCCUCCUCCUGAUGUUCCUCCUAAAAAAGUUAUUAUAAAAGUUGUUGAUCCUGAACUAGUGCAGAAGGUCAAAGAUACAGAGGAACAAUUAGAGAGGUCAAAGGUUCAAAUUUCCAACAAUGUUGAAAGAAUCAAGGAUUUGGAAAGACAGAUGAUUAAAGAAAAAGAAAAGAUAAAGCAACUGAAAGAGGACCUUGAGAAAGCAGAAAAAGAAGCAGAAGAAGCUGCUAUGACAAUAAAUAUAGCAGAACCUGUCAUUGAAAUACCUGAGAUGCAAACAACAGAUUCAGCUCCAGCAGAUAAAGACUCGACUUACUUUAAGAAACUGUUGACAGGAAUGAAGAGGGAAUUUUCACAGGAACUGGAUAAACUAAAAGCUCACUUACGGAAAGAAAAACAAAGGAGCACAGCUGCUGUCAAAAGGUGUGAUAAUGCACAUAAAGACCAUCUAAGUGCGAUACAGAAGGAUGUUAUACGUGUAUUGAGGGCCAUCAUGCACUUCCGGGAUCAUAUGUGUACAUUGAUGGAGAAAGAGAACCUAAAAGAUCUGGUGUAUUCUUUACAUAAGCUCAAGAACCUGAUACCAGACCAGCUUGCACCAGAUCCAAAAGAACUAUUGGCAAUGCUUGUGGCUAAUGUAGUUGAAUAUAUGCAUAACAUGGAACUAAUUAUAUCUAAUGCCUUCCUGGCAAUGAGGAUGAUGAUAAAAGGAACAAUGCACAACCAGUAUGACCAGUCCAGAAUGUCCGACAAACAAACGGAAAUCAGGGUCAAGGUCAAAGACGCAGAAACCAGAAUGAAAACAAUGGACACUGCUAAAACUGAGACUAUAUACAUAGCCCGGAGACUGCAAGCGGCAAAAGAAAGAAUGGAGAAGUUUGAACAGAUGUCACUUACUGAAGACCAAGCCAAGGACAAGAAAUAUCAUGGUCUGUUAAAUAGAUAUCACAUGGUUUGGCAGAUGUACAACAAACUUCAGAAAGAUAUGGAUAUAUUACAAGGAGAUUUCCAGACCAGCAUUGAAGAGAAGAUUAAGGAACAAGAUGAUUUAAUUAUUCCCAAUAUUAAAUUGGAACUCAAACAGAGAAAAGCUGAUCCUGAAAUUGAAUUGAAGCUGACUCUGGCAGACCAAAAACAAAAUUUACAGAUUUUAGAGAAGUCUUAUGAGGAAAAUAAAAUAUCUAAAGAUUUGUAUAUGAUGGCAUCAGCUUUGCUGAAGAAAGCUCUGAGAAUUCCAGGAAAAAGAAUAAAGUAUUUAUUUGAGCAGUACAUAGCAUUUAGAAGUGUUCAAGAUUCUAGAGAAAGAUUACAGGGGAUUCUAGAGGAUCCAGAGUUAGCGUCUGAUGUAAGACAAGAUAUAGAAGACUACAUAAAACGUAUGGAAUCUAAGAUGAAUGUUAAUAUGGAAGUUUGGAAUGAGAGAAUGAGGAACUUAGAGGAGGAACGCAAACAAAUACAUCAAAAUAUUUGGAAACUAUUUAAUGAAGUGUUAGCAGAAACUGGUGUCCUGCUUGUGCAUCCUCUCUUCCAAAGGAACAAAGUAACUGGACAGGUCUACAGUCAGAUGGCCCAAACAAUUAAACGUGAUGCUUUAAAGAAACUUUUAAGAAAACGUCAGAGAAUGACAAACUUACUAAAAUUACCUCCAGUGUGUGUUGGAAGUAAUAUGGUGUCCAAGCUUCAACCUCAGCAGCCAUCUUGGAAAGGGGUUGGACAGGGUGACAAUCCUCCUGCUAAGGUGAACACGCCCUAUACUCAACACUAUGAUAUUAACAAGUCAAGAAUAGAUGCUGAAAGAAUUCUGAAAGAUGAACAUAAAGGCAGGCAUCCUUAUCCUUUAGCAAAGAUACAGAAAUACAUCAUAAACCCUAGUCAAACUUCAGUUCGCACAUAGUGAUUCAUGGAUGCUUUUAAGAUGUUGCUAAUAAAGAAUACAAUUUUUGAAUGCAUUUAUAAGUGAUUAAAUUUGCAUAUGAACACAAAUGAACCUUAGAAAUAAUCUUUCUCACACAUGUACACAUGCAGAUUAAUAAUUAUGUGUGUCACCAACAGUCUGAAUCAUUUGCAAAUUUCUUUACUUUUUAAAGAAACAUUGAAUAAAAUAUUUUUUUAUUUAAAUGCUUUGUCAACUGUUAUGAGAGCUAGUAUUCAAGAGGACAUAGAAAUUUAGAC